Klebsormidium nitens is the source of this 1829-nucleotide messenger RNA. NCBI's taxonomy places the organism in Eukaryota, Viridiplantae, Streptophyta, Klebsormidiophyceae, Klebsormidiales, Klebsormidiaceae. The record is from the annotation of a GenBank genome assembly.
AUGAGAGUUGUCUCCUUACUUCAGCCCAGAUCUUUACUCCCUGAAAAGGUCAGCAACCCGGCAUUCAAAGCAGCACCCCUCCCGACUGUCAUGGACAGCUUUUUCAAGAAGGCCCAGGAGUUCGCGAGCGCCUCGUUGAAGAAGUCUCAGGAGCUUGCAACCACCGCCGCCGCCCAGUCCCGCGAGCUAGCUACUGAGACCGCGAAACAGACCCGCCUCGCCGCUCAGAGCUCGUACAAGGCCGCAGCAGAGGCCAGCAAGAAGGCCGAGAUCAAGCUCAAGCAGUUGGCGCUCGACUUGAAUGCAAAGGGGGGGCCUGGUCAACCCAGCAAAGAACAAGAGUUGCAAGAGGCGGGGAUCACUGAGGAGCUGAUCGACUUCAUUCGGGGGAUCGACAUCAAGACAUUCCGGCAAUUUCCCUUGGAGGAUGCGUUGUCCGCACAAGCAGCCGCCGGCCUCCAGAAGACUGACAGCGGGAUCAGUGACAACGGCAGCGACUCCCCAUCCGAGAAGACCCCCAAGGAGCAACGGGUGGACGGCAGCGAGUUGACACCGUUUCAGGAGCACCAUGCGACCCUGGUGCUCCAGACAGUGCAGGAAGUUGCGGACUUCCGGUACGUGUUGUGCCCACGGCGAAUGAAGGAGUCCCGCUUCUGGAAGAUCUACUUCACGCUAGUCCACUCACACAUUGCCCCGUACGAGGCGCGCUGGCAGCAGGCCCAAGCCGCCAAGCAGCCGGCAGAGCCGCCAGCGGAAACUGCUGCGAAGGACUCAACGAAGCCCAGCGCAGCAGCCACAACCGCUGCCAGCAUUGCAGAGACCAUGAAGCCGCUACAGGAGUCGUUCCUAGUGGGCAUCCAGGAGGUGCGGGCGGGCUUGACUCAGGCGGGGCGCACGAUCGCCAGCAGCGUGACGUCAUCAUCCCCCAAGCCCGCAGAGAAACCGAAGUCCAAGCCCGCCAACGGCGGCAUCCGCGACCUGGCGGCCGUCAAGGCUGCCGCGGACGCUACCCCUGCCGCGUCCGAAAAGAAGCCGGCCGUCCGCGAGACGACGGGCGCGGUCCAAACCGCCACGGGUACCGAACCGAGCGCUACGAACCCGGACAAGAAAGAGGGACCUCGCGAAACGGACGGGAAGGCGGCUGCCGGGGGGGCGGUUUCGCAGGCGAAAGCCGGGGGGGGAAACGAGAAGGGCGAGGAGACGGACUUGGAUGCGUAUCUGAUGGGCGCCUUGGACGAUGACGUUGACGAUGAUGACGACGGGGAGGGCUUCAACGAAGAGGACUUCGAGAAGCUAGUCAACAGCGGGGGGUUCAUGAAAGACGAGCACAAGGCUGAUAAGGGGAAGGUUGCUUCAUGAUCCGGGUCGAAAGAUCUCGUUGGGUGAAAUUGCUCGAAGGGAAAGGUUUCUGUUUCGAUGAUGGAACUGAAGAACUGUACGGGGGCAGAAACAGAGGGAUUAUAGGAUCUAAAAUCCUCUCGUUCGACUGUAUAUAGUGGUAAGUGGUUUGCCACCCAAGUAUCACGAGCAUAAACAAGUUCAGCGUCUUAUGCAAGUCAAUAUUAGAUCAUUUAGCUGGGUCUUGCAAAGCAGACUCUUGGGAUAUCGAUAGAAACAGCAAUCAUUUCUUCAAAUUCUGGUAAUUCAAACUUUACGAUCUUUUCCUCAGGCGACCACAAUUGUAGUCAGUAGAACCACAAGAUAAGCCACUGCAAAGUCCAUGGCUUGCAGUACGUCGCAACUUGUAUUCUUGUAUGAGUGGGGGCUCAACUCCGAUUUGCACCUUCCUUUGAAUUCUACUAGGCUAUACGGAUUACUCAGCUGGGGAG